AUGGAGCCCCAGCACAACCCAGACGAACUCAUGGGAGAGGAGGAGCUCGGUGCCUCCUUCUCGGUCGAUUCCUUUUUUGCCGAGGAGGCUGUCACCCCCGCUGUCUCUGCUCCGCCUCCCGCGAAACGCGUCUGCGCUGCUGGUUCUUCCAGUUCUGUGCCUGUGGCUCCCCGGGCGGCCACGGUGGUGCCGCCAGUCCCUCCGGUCAUGGCUCCCGCAGCUGGUCCUUCCUCGGCUGCGCCUGCUCCUUCAACGUCGACCCAGGAUGCCAAUCCUGUGGUCGCCCUCGCCAUCACCGGCCGGUAUCAGCGCCUACGGCGCAACCGCGAGACUGUGGGAGUCGUCGUCGUGGCCUUGGCUCGCGACACCGAUGCACUUGUCGUGCUCCUGUUCCCUGAGGCGCUCGGAGCACACCGCAGCCGCAUCCUUACCCGCGUCCGCAGCAUCCUCCGCGGUCGUGAUUUCUCUGGUGGCCGCGUCCCUGUCUUCGAGGCCUCCGCAGGCGAGCUGCUGCGCCUUCCCCGUCGCUCGUACUGCCGUCACAUGCUUCAGUGGUCGUCGGCUGAUGAUGCAAACCGCUUCAAGCAACUCCUUCCGAUCACCUACCGCUCUUCCAAGGGGCCGACCGUGGAGAUUAAGGUUUACCAGGAUCCCGCUCCCGACUUCUCCGCGGCAAAGGCUCGUGGUGAAACUGUUCUGGUGUUGCGCAACGUCCAUGUGGGCUUUGCGGUCCAUACGAUUCGCUCUCUGCUCGUGUCAAGUGCCUCUCAGGGUGCUAGGUGGCUCGGUGACCUUAUAUUCUUUCAUAAGUUGUUUGACCCCUAUGAGGAGUCCUUUCUCCCACAGAUGCUGGGCAUAGCCGUCGCGCCUCCCAACGACCCGCUGUUCGAGGCUAUUCCGGCCGUGAUCUGGGUGCCUAACUGCCUCUACUCGCUUUGCUUUUGGGUCGCCAGGAUCAUCGGCCACCAUCCUUCAGUGGCCUCCUUCAAGGCAGACCCCGGCACCUUCUUCAUCGGAACCGACCUCGAGGUGGAGGUCUGGACCUGCGCUCUGUGUUCCUUCUGCUGUGGCUGGGCACUGGACAGUGCCAUGGAGCAUAUUGCCAACCCCUCCCACGUGUCUGCCACCCAGCAGAUAUCCGGCAGCCCCACUCCCCUGGAAGAGUACGGGGAUGUGAAGGCCCACAUCUUCAAUCAGAAUGGCCCUAUCGCUGCCUUUCUUGCGUAG
Molecule: messenger RNA, 1227 nt
Organism: Closterium sp. NIES-65
Lineage: Eukaryota; Viridiplantae; Streptophyta; Zygnematophyceae; Desmidiales; Closteriaceae
Source: the annotation of a GenBank genome assembly